Messenger RNA from Filobasidium floriforme, 1841 nucleotides. RefSeq names its product Phosphomevalonate kinase. Gene Ontology annotation, biological process: isopentenyl diphosphate biosynthetic process, mevalonate pathway; ergosterol biosynthetic process. Gene Ontology annotation, molecular function: ATP binding; phosphomevalonate kinase activity. NCBI's taxonomy places the organism in Eukaryota, Fungi, Basidiomycota, Tremellomycetes, Filobasidiales, Filobasidiaceae. Bases 271 to 1785 code for a protein of 504 amino acids. The transcript has 7 exons. Gene Ontology annotation, cellular component: peroxisome. The record is from RefSeq and is a predicted model, not a curated record.
GAGCUUGAUAACUGACGUCCACCGCAUUAUCGGGCGUUAUUUGCCAGGUUGUCACCUGUCGUUAGGGCGCCGGGGGACAUCGGAUCCGACGGCUAUGAUAGGUUGGGGUGAGACUCUUCGCCCAUCCCAAGAAAUCGCAUGAGUAGCCAACAGCAGCGAUCAGCUGUACGUGGCUACCUCCUCGUUCUCAAGCCCUCGUGAACCUCGCCAUAUCGACACAGACUCGACUGCACUACACGCGCUACACGUCGAGGCAGCUACACAACCACCAUGGUCGGUUCUACGAUAGUCUCGGCUCCAGGCAAGGUCCUGAUCACAGGCGGAUAUCUGGUACUGGACCCUGCAUACGAAGGCACGGUUAUCGCGACAUCGUCUCGUUUCUUCACCGUCAUCACGCCAUCCUCCUCGGUUCCAAGAGAUACGAUACGUGUUCGGUCUUCCCAAUUUCUGGAAGCCGAGUGGAAUUAUAACCUCGACAGCGGAAGCGAUGGUCUCCUCGGGGUGACGCCAUCACCUGCGAACAGGACCAACAACAAGUUUGUCGAGAUUGCCCUUCGAGAAACUCUCAAGGUGAUCCAAGCGAUCAUCUCUGUGGACGCUCUGACUGCCACCUUGAAAGACGAGCGCAGCGAAAGAUGCGGCCUGAAAGUUGAAAUAGUCGGGGACAACGAUUUCUACUCUCAGCGUCGGGUGCUCGAUUCUCUUUCUCUACCACCGAACAAAGAAUCUCUGGACAGGCUUCCUCGCUUCAACCACCUGAAUACUCCGAUCGGAGACGUUCACAAGACCGGAUUAGGUUCUUCAGCUGCGUUGAUCACGUCUCUGGUCGCCGCCCUUCUACUACAUUUCUCUGUUAUCCCCGCGUCAUCACUUGGGGGAAACCGGUCACAUGACACAGCGGUGGACAAUUCCCGGCAGGACCUCGACUUUAUCCACAACACUUCACAGUACAUACACUGUCUCGCUCAGGGCAAAGUCGGCUCCGGCUUUGACAUUUCAUCGGCUGUUUACGGAUCCCAGGUGUACAAGCGGUUCGACGAGUCCGUCCUCCGGUCGUUGAUGGAUGACUCCGCCCGUCCUGUACCGAGCGAGCUACUGGCAACCUUGCGCCCGAACGCGGCUUGGACAUGUCAGACCACGCCAAUCGUUUUGCCCCCGAGGAUACAGCUGCUUCUCGCUGAUGUUGACGCCGGUAGCGACACUCCAAGCCUCGUCGGCAAGGUGCUGAAAUGGCGGACCUCGAGCCCAGAUCAAGCACGAGAGAUUUGGACACGACUGCACGACGAUAAUCGCCGAGUAGCUUCGUUGCUUGGCCGACUGGGAGACUUGGCAAGGGAUGAUCCUGAUGGUUAUUCUGCCAGUCUCGAAGGUUUCGCCACAGCCCAGUCGAACACGCCAGGGGAAACCCAAUGCUCUCAAGUAUUGCAAGAUUUAAAGGCGGCGAUGACGGCUGUUCGACGAGGUAUGAAGACUAUGGGGGAAUCCGCAAGCGUACCUAUAGAGCCCGACGAGCAGACCGAGCUUCUGGACGCCUGCUGCGCGAUCCCUGGAGUCAUCGGAGGCGGAGUUCCGGGAGCCGGCGGAUAUGAUGCGAUCUAUGUCUUGGUCGUGGAUACGCCGGUUGGUAUCCCGGCGGACGGCCCCUCCACCGCAGAACAGGUUCGCUUGCUGUGGUCGAAUUGGAAAUCCCUCUCCGUCUCACCUCUCCAGAGCAGAGCCGAAGGAGGAGGACUCCGUUACUAUGACAGCGUCGCGCAAGUUCGGGGCCUAGAACGUAGCCUGUAGACGGUAUGGCAUGCUUCACGUCAAUUAUAAUUCUUAAGUACAAACAUGGAUACAUA